AUGGGAGGAAGUGUCAUCCCUGUGUAUGCUAGUUUUGGCCUGGAGACCAAAAAUCCACAGCAACAGUUGGUGGAAUAUUCACUGGAAGCGAAAACAGAUGCGAAAUCCGCAGAAGCUCAGCUGAAAUCGCCAGGCUCGCGGAUGAAGGCUAGGAUCGAUACAGUUAGUGAGCAACACUAUAGCAUCAGCUUCUUCAAGAACGACGAACGCCCUUCAUUCGUCGGUGAUAUCAAUUUCGGAGACCAUGGAGCAGAGAUUGAAUUUCGUGAGGGAAGGACGAGCGAAGUUAAAUUACACGCGUCAGCUGUGAUGAGUAAUGACUACGAAGGGAAGCUUGACAUAUGGCACAGUGAAAGAGGCAAAAAAAUCCAGGAUGCACGUCUCUCGCUACUGAUGGAAGAAAACAACGUGCUGAAGGGAAAAGCCUACCUCGGAGCAGCAGUCGACGAUGACAUUAUGGUAUUAGCAUACUUUCAUUGA
Molecule: messenger RNA, 480 nt
Organism: Gongylonema pulchrum
Lineage: Eukaryota; Metazoa; Nematoda; Chromadorea; Rhabditida; Gongylonematidae
Source: the annotation of a GenBank genome assembly